Messenger RNA from Pocillopora verrucosa, 769 nucleotides. Its product is annotated as prefoldin subunit 3-like. NCBI's taxonomy places the organism in Eukaryota, Metazoa, Cnidaria, Anthozoa, Scleractinia, Pocilloporidae. Gene Ontology annotation, biological process: protein folding; tubulin complex assembly; microtubule-based process. The record is from RefSeq and is a predicted model, not a curated record. Gene Ontology annotation, molecular function: tubulin binding. Gene Ontology annotation, cellular component: prefoldin complex; cytoplasm.
GGAGGCCUGGUUGCAAACACCUUACAUAGAAGAUGGCGUCCGAGGAAAAGAAAUCUGGUGAAGAAAGGUUGGUUAAAACGACAGAGACUAAAGACACGAAGAAACACCGGGGAAUUCCAGAGGCACUCUUUCUGGAAGAUGUCGACGAUUUCAUGAGAAAGAGUGGAAAUGAAACUGCAGAGUCUGUUCUUAAAGAUUUAGAUGAGCAACAUCAGAAGUAUAAAUUUAUGGAACUGAAUUUGUUGGCAAGAAAAAAAAGAUUACAAUCCCAAGUUCCAGAUUUGAAUUCAAGUUUAGAGAUGGUCAAAUUAUUAACAUCGAAAAAGGAUGGUUCCAAGCCCCUUCAGAGCAGAUUUUUGUUGUCGGAUCAGGUAUAUUGCACUGCAGAAGUUCCACCGACAGAAAAAGUAAUGUUGUGGCUUGGGGCAAAUGUUAUGUUGGAGUACAGCAUUGAGGAAGCUGGAGCUUUGCUGUCUAAAAACCUGAAUACUGCACAGAAAAACUUGAAGGAUAUUGAAGAUGACUUGGGGUUCCUGAGAGAUCAGUAUACCACAACUGAAGUCAACAUGGCUAGAGUGUACAACUGGGAAGUCAAGAAGAGACAAGCACAAAAAGUUCAGUCAGAAAAAUAGCCGCAUCCUACACAGUCCUUAAUUAUCUUUAUUUUCAUUAUCAUUAUUAUUAUAUAAUUAUUGUCCUUGUUAUUAUUGUCAUUUGUUAUGUUUGUGUAUUUAAUUUUACCUUUUUAAAAAUAAAUUUGAGGCCUACA